AUGGCCACUGCUUGUAAGACGAAGGAGGAUACACGAGACUGUGCAUCUGCACGAUCCUCUACGUUUGUGCACUCGAAGGAGAAGAAGAAGAAGAACCCUUCAGUGACAGAGUGGAUCAGAGAAGGCGGUGAAGGAAUGCUAUCGAACAACACCUGCCCCAUGAAGGUCACCAGCUACGAAGUGUUGCGCCAACGCAACUCUAACCAUAUUACCAUAUGCGGAUGUCGCCUGCACCCGAUUUUGCUACUGUCGGUACUGAGCUGCAUUGCCACUUUCGCCUCCCAUCGUUGGGCCAUGUACCAUACCACGCAACCAUUCAUGUACCGUCGGUCACUGCCACGCAACACAUCCUGGCUUCCCGAUAUCCGGAGCGGGUACCUCGUAUAUUCUCACGCCUGCCAGAUUCCGGAGAUCAGCGCCCACCACCCGUCCCUCCAACGCUUGCUGUCUACCUCCGCACGUAUCAACUGCAGCGAGUCGUAUCCCAUGUUCUCCUUCAAUACCUUGGACCGGCUCUACAUUAACUCAGAGGCAAUAACCAACACAACUCAAAAUACACCAGCGCUGCAGCCGGUGUCCUGUUGCUACCACAGAAUAUAUCGAGGUGUGGACGACGACAGCGUUGAAGAGGACUCUCAGUGCGUGCCUGUCACGAACGGUUCCUUGAUUGUGGACGAAUUCAUUCGUCUCGUGUGCUACGAUGCGAAGGAUGUCCUGGCCUACGUCAGCUAUCACGCCUUCGUCGUCAACAAGACUGCCGUAGACAGACGUCUCGCUGCCCAUGCGAACGAUGGAAGAUACAGAUACAGUGUGCUCGCACUGGGAGCCGAUGGCAUGUCACGACAAAGCAUGCUGCGCCAGUUGCCCAAAACUGUCACGUUCUUGAAGAAAAAUAUGACUGCGAUUGAGCUGAAAGGUGUAAACAAGGUGGGCGACGACACCCUGACUAAUCUGCUCCCAUUGCUCACGGGUCUCCACUACGACGAAGCUGAUGUUAUGCACGGACUCUCGCGACAUUUGGACUGGUACCCCUUCGUCUGGAAGGCCUACAAGGACGCCGGCUACGUUACGAUGUAUGCGGAGGAUAAUCCGGAAAUUUCCACUUUCAACUACCUCAAGAUUGGCUUCCACCGUCCUCCCACCGAUUACUAUCCUCGCACUCUGUUACUCCCAUUCGAAAAAGCAGUUGGCCAUCACAAGGCGCUGUCCUGCCGCUAUUGCGUCGGUCCCAUCCUCCAGGCCGAGUUCAUCCUCAAUUACUUGCGAGAUUUCGCGACAAGGUACCGAAAUUCUCCUUACUUCGCCUUCGCCUGGGUUAACUCCCUCUCCCACGAUUUCUCGACCUCCCGGUGGGUGGGAGACGAACUCUAUCACAGCUUCUUCAAAACCCUGCAAGAAGCCGGUCAUCUUCAGAAUACCAUAGUGCUCUUCUUGAGUGACCACGGCAUGCGGUGGGGCGCCAUUCGAAGGACGUACGCGGGCCAGAUGGAAGACCGCCUUCCGGGGCACUUCUGGGCCCUUCCACCCAGGUUCCACAAAAGACAUCCGCGCCUUGUUAAAGCGAUGGCGUACAACGCACACAGACUGACAAGCCCACUGGAUACGUUCGCAACAUUUACGAGCAUACAGCGAGAUUUCUUCUACACCGAGAACGACACUGAAAUAUUUAAGGAAGACUGUGGGAAGGCUUUCGAGACAGUUCGGAUGAAGUCCUUGUUCAAGAAACUUCCUAGAGAGCGCUCAUGUGAGGACUUGGAUAUGGACGAGCAGUGGUGCACGUGUCACCGGCAAAUCCCAGUGGACGUUAACAAUGCCACCGUCAUAAAUGCUGCCGAGUUUGUCGUUGAACGUAUCAACGAACAGCUGGAUAACUACAAGCACAUCUGCGCCACAGUACUUCUGCAAAAUAUAACCGCAGCCUAUAGACAUAGCAUCGAGGACAAAUCUGACAUGAGCGACUUCACGGUGACCUUGUCCACGGCGCCUAGCGGAUACUACUACGAAGCAACGGUGCGCAUCUACAAGUAUUCGAUGCAGGUGCUCGGUGGAAUCACUCUCUUAUCUUACUACGGCAACCACGAUACUUGCGUCGCUGACAAGAAGCUCAAAAAAAUCUGUUACUGCAUGACCACAGCGCAGUUGCACUGACCUUCCAUUCAGAAGGAACACCAAUAAAAUAUUUCUUCCGUUAUGGCA
Molecule: messenger RNA, 2196 nt
Organism: Ornithodoros turicata
Lineage: Eukaryota; Metazoa; Arthropoda; Arachnida; Ixodida; Argasidae
Exons: 10
Coding region: 1-2148 (715 amino acids)
Source: RefSeq, a predicted model, not a curated record